AUGGGGGAGAACUUCACCACUAUCAAAGAGUUCAUCUUGCUGGGACUCUCCAGUGACCGAAAGACGCAGAUUCUACUCUUUCUGGUUGUCCUCAUCAUCUACUUGCUCACCAUUAUGGGGAAUCUGCUGAUCAUCAUGCUGGUGAGAGCUGAUUCCGCCCUCCACACACCCAUGUACUUCUUUCUAACUCAGCUGUCAUGCCUGGAGAUCUGUUAUGUCACCAGCACUUUGCCGCAGAUGUUGGCUCACCUCCUGUCUGGCAACGGAGCCAUCUCCUUCACUCGUUGUGCAGCACAGAUGUACAUCUCACUGGCUCUGGGUGGCACGGAAUGCCUUCUUCUGGCUGCCAUGGCCUACGACCGCUACUUGGCCAUCUGCCAUCCCCUGUUAUAUGCCAUCGCGAUGGGCAGGUGGCGUCAAGUGCAACUUUCCUCAAUUUCUUGGGCAGGUGGCUUCCUCCUUGGUUCAAUAAAUGCUGGCAGCACCCUUCGCCUCCCUUUCUGUGGCCCCAACCACAUCAACCACUUCUUCUGUGAGCUGCCAGUGGUUUUGAAACUUUCAUGUGCUGACACUCACAUCACAGAGGGUUUCAUGUUUCUAGCAUCUGUGCUGAUGCUCUUAAUUCCUGUUUCUGUCAUCCUGACAUCUUACGGGCUCAUCCUCUCCUCAGUAUUGCAGAUGCGGUCAAACGCUGGACGGCGCAAAGCCUUCUCCACAUGCGCCUCCCACCUCAUUGUGGUCACCCUGUUCUAUGGCACCGUCAUUUCGAUGUACAUGAUUCCCCGGUCGAGUUCUGCUCCUGAUCGCGACAAGCACAUAGCAGUCUUUUACAUUGUGGUCACCCCCUUGCUCAACCCUGUCAUUUAUUCUCUGCGGAACAAGGACAUUCAUGGGGCAGUGGCCAAGAUGCUUCAAAAAUCAGGCUUUGAACAAAAAAAAAUGAGUGUUGCCUUGUAG
Messenger RNA from Elgaria multicarinata webbii, 957 nucleotides. Its product is annotated as olfactory receptor 2D3-like. The transcript has a single exon. Gene Ontology annotation, molecular function: olfactory receptor activity; G protein-coupled receptor activity. Bases 1 to 957 code for a protein of 318 amino acids. NCBI's taxonomy places the organism in Eukaryota, Metazoa, Chordata, Lepidosauria, Squamata, Anguidae. The record is from RefSeq and is a predicted model, not a curated record. Gene Ontology annotation, cellular component: plasma membrane. Gene Ontology annotation, biological process: detection of chemical stimulus involved in sensory perception of smell; G protein-coupled receptor signaling pathway.